AUGGGCGCGGCGGCCUCCGUCGAGCAGUGGCCGCCGCACGACCGCGAGCUCUGGGAGCGGAAGGGCCACCUCGUCGUGCGCGCCAACGGCGCCGUCGUCGACCUGUCGCCCCUGACGUGGUACGAGCGCGAGGCCGUCUCCGACGGCCACGUCGUCACGGCGCUGCGCCGCGACCUCGUCGAGCUCGUCCUCGACGACUGCUCGAGCCUCACGCGCGCGCUGCUGUCCGUCGUGGCCGCGUCGUGCCCGAAUCUGAGGAUCCUGCGGCUCGACGGCUGCGGCGACGUCGGCGUCGACGGCCUGCUCGCCGCCGCCGGCGGCUGCCCGCGGCUCGAGACGCUGAGCUGCGCACACUGGGGCCAGCUCACGUCCCGGUCGCUCGCGUCGCUCCACACGGCCGCGCCGCGGCUCACGUCGCUCGACGUGUCCCGCGCCGCGAACGUCGCCGCGCUCCCGGGCGAGCCCCUGGCCUCGCUGACGGCGCUGAGCGUCGCCGGCUGCGUGCGCCUCGCCGGCGUCGAGGCGCUGGCGGGCGCGGCGCACCUCCGGGCGCUCGACGUGUCGGGCUGCGCGACGCUCGCGGAUCUGUCGCCGCUCCGCCAUUUGCAGGGCAGGGCAAGAGAGCGAAAUUCCCAACUUCAAAGCCUCAUAUCUCGGCCGUUUUCCACUCGCCAUUUGGCGGACCUCGCGAGCCUCGACGCGUCGCGCUGCCCCGGCCUCGACGACGUCGCCCUCUUCCUCAUCGCGACGCACUGCCCCGGGCUGCGGCGGCUGGCCGCGCGGGGCUGCGGCCGGCUGACCUCCGUUCCCGCCGACCUCGCGGCGCUCGAAACGCUGGACGUCGGCGGCUGCGGCGCGCUCGCGGAGGUGCCCGCGCUCGGCGACGCGGUGUUCGUGGACGUCUCCGACUGCGGGGCGCUGCGGGACGUCGAUUCGCGCGGGCCGCUGGAGACGCUGGACGUCUCGGGCACGUCGCUCGCCGCCGCGGCGCUGUCGCGGCUGAAACGCCCGGAGCGCCUCCGCGCGCUGCGCUGCGCGUCGAGCGACGUCGCCGACGGGGCCCUCGCGCGCCUGCUCCCGACCUGCGCGGCCCUCGAGGCGCUGGACCUGUCGGGGAGCGACCGUUUGACGGACCACGGCCUCUCCGCCGUCGCGGCGUGCCACGGCCUCCUCGACCUCGACGUCUCCGGCUGCCCGGGCCUGAGCGACGUCGGCAUGAUCCAGCGCCCUGCGGCCGUGACGAUUGUCGCGAGCAUGAUCGUCCUCGGCGCGAGCUGCACGCGGCUUCGGCGCCUGAACGUCGCCAACUGCGCCGGGCUCUCGGGCCGCGCGUUGGCCGCGCUCCACUGCCCGGACCUCGAGGCGCUCGACGCCGCGGGGCUGCCCCUCGCCGACGACGCCCUCGACGACGUGCUCGCCGGCGCGCCGCGCCUGCGGGUGCUCGGGCUGCGGGGCUGCGGCGGGCUCACGGACGACGCGCUGUCGGCGAUCGCGGACCGGUGCCCGUCCUUGGUCGAGCUCGACGUCGCCAACUGCGGCUUCGCGGAGCUGCCCGUCGACUUCGGCGACCGCCUCGCGACGCUCGAGAAGUGCAACUUGAGCGGCAACGAGUUCGCCGUGCUUGUGCGGUCCGUCGCGAAGCUCCACUGCCGCGACGAGGACCUCGACCUCUCGGACAACCCGUGGACGCGGCCGCCCGCGGACGUCGUCGACGAGGGCAUGGACGCCGUCAACGACCACUUCGACGACAUCUUCGGGGCGAACGACGAGUCGGACCGCUGGCCGCCCAUCGGCUACCCGGCGACGGAGUUCGGGCUCUCGAAGUUCCGCGACGCGGGCCGCCUGGGCCUCCACCGGGACGCGAUCCAGGCCGCGCCGCGGUCGCCCUUCUCUAUGAUCCUGCGGCGACGCCACGACUUCAGCCGCCCGCCAAGGCCGGACUAA
Aureococcus anophagefferens is the source of this 1944-nucleotide messenger RNA. RefSeq lists its product as hypothetical. Gene Ontology annotation, cellular component: SCF ubiquitin ligase complex. Lineage: Eukaryota; Pelagophyceae; Pelagomonadales; Pelagomonadaceae. Gene Ontology annotation, molecular function: protein binding. The transcript has 3 exons. The record is from RefSeq and is a predicted model, not a curated record. The coding region runs from base 1 to 1944 and encodes 647 amino acids. Gene Ontology annotation, biological process: SCF-dependent proteasomal ubiquitin-dependent protein catabolic process.